CCAGCGGAGGGUGACGGGCGCUUCCUCGCCCGCAGCCGCCGCCGCCGCCGCUUGCCUCCCCCGCCGCCGCCUCGCCGCCGCCCCGUUGCUGCCCUCCCCGGCACCGGGGCGUCCCCGCCGGCCCCCUCCCGCCGGCCUCCGCGGCUGGCCCCGUCGCGUCGCCCGGGCUCCUCUCUCUCGGCGGACGCCCGGGCCCGGCCAUGGCUGACUUUGACGAGAUUUACGAGGAGGAGGAGGAUGAGGAGCGGGCGCUGGAGGAGCAGCUUCUCAAGUACUCCCCCGACCCGGUGGUGGUGCGCGGUUCCGGCCAUGUCACUGUGUUUGGACUAAGCAACAAAUUUGAAGCAGAAUUUCCUUCAUCUUUAACUGGAAAGGUUGCACCUGAAGAAUUUAAAGCCAGCAUCAGUAGAGUUAACAGUUGUCUUAAGAAGAACCUUCCAGUCAAUGUACGAUGGCUACUAUGUGGAUGCCUUUGCUGCUGCUGCACUUUAGGUUGUAGUAUGUGGCCAGUUAUCUGCCUCAGUAAAAGAACACGAAGAUCGAUUGAGAAGUUAUUAGAAUGGGAAAACAAUAGGUUAUACCACAAGCUGUGCUUGCAUUGGAGACUAAGCAAAAGGAAAUGUGAAACGAAUAACAUGAUGGAAUAUGUCAUCCUUAUAGAAUUUUUACCAAAGACGCCGAUUUUUCGACCAGAUUAGCAUUAGAUUUAUUUAUAGAGACUUAUUCAAGUAUGUUGUCUUUCCAAUGGUGCCUUGCUUGGUGCUCUCCUGGUGGUGACAUAGAAUUGGUUCUACAGAAUCUUGUGGUGUUUUCAUUUUUGUUUUGUUUUUUUUGUUUGUUUGAUUUGAGGUUUUGUUCUGUUGGGGUUUUUUGUUGUUUUUUGUUAAAUAAGAGCAUGUUCUAAGUGCAUUUGGUCAAACUCUGCACAGUCAUUUCACACAAAUGUUACUUACUGCUUAAGUUAUUGUUACUUUUACUACUUCUGUUUAUUAAUGUAUCUUAAUUUUCAGAGACUUUUGUAUGUGUGCGUGUGUGUACAUAUAUAUAUUACUAUAAAUACACAGCUGAAAAUGGUAUACAAGUGAGCAGGUAUUUUUUUUAAUCUCACAAUGACACAACUGAUUGACUGUAUGUUGUGUAAGUCCUUUUAAUUGUUCAUUUACAUGCUGGAGUACCUUCUAAGAUCUUCCUAAACUUUUGUCAUUGACUAGUCAGUUGUAAAUAUUUUUAUUUCUUUUUGGGAUAUUGGCUAACCUCUUCCAGCAAAAGAGGGACAUGAAGUUCAUUUUGAAACUGUGCUUCUUGGAAACCAAAUGUCAUUGCAUUAGUAGAAAUCUGUGCGCUUUUCAGGAAGAAAUUCUGUCAGCUGGUUCUGAAAAAGUUCUAAUUUAAAGGUUAAAGAAAAAAGCACCAAAAUAGAAUUAUUUUACUCAGACUAGAAGAAUCAAUGAGAGAAUUGCAUGCAUCCAGUUAGCAGAACUCAAGAUCACAAAUAUAUCUUAGUAUUGCAGGUUAUAAUGUAGCUGUUUUAAUUCAGGCUAAUGCCAUAUAUCAGCUUUAUUCCUACUGUUUACCAGACCCUGUACACACGGGUGCAGAAGGACUUGUUUUACUAAAACUUAAUAGUCCAAGAGGACCUUUCAGGGUUUUGUUUCUUUGUUUGUUUUAAAGCCACACAAGCAGAAAAAAAUGCUGAAAAAAAGUCUUGAAACAGUACAGUUCCAGAUGCAAAUGCAGAUGCUGUGUAUUAAAGAGAAUCAAAGCUGGGUAUGCUGGGCAACAGUGUUAGUUUAAAUGUGUUAGAUAAUUAUUUAUUUCACCCUUGCUUCUGUUCAUUUUGGUUUACAAACCUUAUUUUCUGCACAAGUUCAAUACUUUUAAAUGGAUGUACGAUGUAUGCUUGGGUCAGGACAGUUGUAUUCCAUUUCCUCUACUUGUAUCUUAGUUGUACAUAUAUUUUCACAUUGUUUUGGGUUUUUUUAAUUGCAACUCAGUCAUAUUUUAAAAUUUGCUUUAGGUAUCUAAAAUUACUGUACAUGAACAUUAAUGUAAGUUAAGAAUAUGUUCCUUGUACAGUUGUGGUAGCAAGCAAUAAUGUGAAUAUUUGAAAAAACAGAUAUACUCUGCUUAUUAUUUGUAUGAAUUAAAAGAAUACCACUACAAGAGUCAUCUUCUCUUUUUAAUCUUUUGAAAACAAGUUUUAUUUCAAGGUAAUAUAUUACAGGUACCUUGAUGCUGUAAACUAUUUUUCUAUGUCUUAAAAAUAUUUAUUCUCUGUAAAAUAUUCUCUAGUGACUAUUCCUAAAUUGUUGAUAGUGGGAGUGGUCUAGAAAGAUUUAAGUUCUCUUAAAUCUAAGCCUUCUUUAUCUGUUUCCAAAACUCCUCUUUUGCUCAGCUUUUGUCUGUGGAUUCCUGCUGUUUACUUUGAAAAUAGCUCAGCUGUGCAUUUCAUACAAGGCUACAAGUAUUUUUCUUUGACUUGACAGAAUAUGAUUUUUUAAAUAACUGUCAUCGUUUGACUCGGGUUUGACAACAAUGCUCUUAAUCCCCUCCUGCCCAGGUUGGGAAGGAGAGAGAGAAAAAGAGACUUGGCUGGAUGGAAAACUGAACUACACAGCUUUAAUUAAACACUGAUGAUAAAAGAAGAUAUAUACAAUUAUAUACAAAUAUGUUCAGAUAUGUGCAAAAGCCUCUCACCUCCCCCAAUCCCUGGCAACUCCCACAGCAUCUCCUGAGCUGGAAACAGUCCUGAGAAAUCCCGGAGCUGCUGGAGAAAGCGGAGAGUGAUGAGGGUCAGGAGAGCUCGAGCUCAGGGGUUGACGGUGAUGGAUGGACGGAGUCCUCCAUGGACGCCGGCCAUGGACAGAAGGGAAGGGAAGAAGAAGCAGGAAGGAAGUUGUCUUCUGUGAUCUCUGACCUUCCUCUGAGCUUACAUAGAUACAUGGAAUGGAAUAUCUCUGGCCAGUUUGCUGUCUGUCUAAUUCAGCCUCCUGUGGGGGGGGCAUAGAUCUCCCCAUAGUGUCUGAGCUGGCAGAUCAAAGAUACGACCUUGAAGACCCAGUAGUUAGAAAAACAUUUCACCGUUAUCAGUCUUAGUUGGAACACUUUGCUACUAGUUAAAAGAAAGCUUACUGAAGGGAAAGAAAAAAACAACAGAAAAAAAAAAAAACAACAGUAAAAGGAAAAUUGGCUUAAUCCUGGCUCAAAAUAGGACAUUUACAAAUACCAGUUUUGUGCAGCCUCAGUCUUAUGGGUCCCACAGUGGUUUCUCUCUAAAGUAACUGGUUAUAAUUUUUUGAAAAUAAAUUUCAGUCUUCUUUAGCACAAGUCUGGAUUUGCAAUGCUCCUCCUCUCACCCAGAAGUAUUAGUUAUAACCUUGGACCAGCGUCAGCUUGCAAGAGAGGUCAGAGGCCUAAUGUUGAUGGCAGCUGAAGUUGUGCAGGCUAGAGGUACAGGGGAGAGGUUGGAAUUGAACAGAAAUUAUAACUGGUGAUAAAUACUAAUGAUCAGAAAUACAUACUGAUUUCUUCCAGUGUCAGUUUUCAACAAAAUGAAUAUUGAAUCAUGCAAGGCCUACAUUUUAUUGUCAAAACUCUCAGUUGACUGUAUAGAUAGGUUUGUGUCAUGGAUGCGGUUUUCCACUGGUAGUUCAUUAGUGUGGAGGGUCAGAUUGGGUAUGGCUUGUGAUAUGUUCAUAAUAGCACCACAGUCAGCAUGAGCUGUUCUCCUUAGUUUACUACCAACAUUUUCCAUGCUAUGUUCUGUGGCACCACAGCUACCACAGCAGCACCCAGACCUACCUACAGUAAAGCUAAUUUGUGUGUGAUGUGUUGAAACCAGAGCAGUGAAUAGUGUGUGGCUUACAGGUUUACAAAGAGUAUCUUAUUAGUAAAGCUUCCACAUAAGCCAUAGUGCUGGUAAAGAUCUUGACUACUUUUAGGUGCACUUGCAGUCAUCUGCUUGGUUAGCAUGCAUUUCUGUAUUUCAACUUAGAAGAAGUUUAACUUCUAGUGUAGGGAUCCAAAGGAGAGCUCUGAGCAAAUAAAAAGUUAAAUCCCUUAAUAAGGUGACCAGACUAAUUGCCUUUUAAAGCAUUUCUGAUCUUUUAUUUAAACAAUGUCUUCAACUGAAAACCAUAGAAUAUGCUGAGUUGGAAGGAACCCGUUAGGAUCUUUGAGUCCAACUCCUGUCCCUGUGUUUAUAUACAGAUGAGUUUUGCUCAAAAAUGUUACUCUCCUGGUGAGGUAGUACAGGCACCUUGUAAGGUGAGUUUCAUAUAAUUCCUUUCAAUUAAUUAAUUACAACGAUGGAAAUUUAACAUGGCAGGAACUUUAAUCAACUAUUUAAUGCCUGUAGAAGUCAUCAGGAUUUUCUUUUGGUCUUGUUUCUAAAAUGUUUAAUCUGUUUAUUCUAUGUGCUCGUGAGAGAUACAUGUUAGCUUUUUUUUUUUUUUGUCCAGCUGGCAAAGGAUGAAUUUGCAAUUUUGAGCAUACCAGAAACUAUAGUAGGACUUCAGGAGAUAGCUUACUUCUGGCUAAAAUAAAUACUGCGUUGUACUAAUUUGUUCAGCUUCUUGCAACUCAGCGAUUCCUACUGCAGUUUGGCCACAACAACCUCCAGCAGCACUACAGGCUUGUGGAGGAGUGGCUGGAGAGAGCCCAACAGAGAGUGACUUGUGGGUGCUGAUUGACAGCUGGCUGAACAUGAGCCAGCAGUGUGCCCAGGUGGCCAAUAAGGCCAACAGCAUCCUGGCCUGAAUCAGAAAUAGUGUGACCAGCAGGACCAAGGAGGUGAUACUGCCCCUAUACUCUGCCUUGGUGAGGCUGCUCUUCAAGCACUGUGUGCAGUUUUGGGCACUGCAGUAUAGGAAGGACAUCGAGUUGCUGGAGAGAGUGCAGAGAAGGACUAAUUAGUGAUCUGGAGAGCAGGUCUUUUGAGGCGAGGCUGAGGGAGCUGAGGCAGCCUGGAGAAGAGGAGACUGAGGGGAGACCUCGUUGCUCUCUACAACUACCUGAAAGAAGGUUGUAGUGAGGUGAGUGUUGGCCUCUUAUCCCUGGUGACCAGCAAUAGGACAAGAGGAAAUGGGGUCAAGUUGUGCCAGGGAAGGUUCAGAUUGGAUAUUAGGAAAAAUUUCUUCACAGAAAGAUUGGUGAGGCAUUGGGACAGGCUGCCCAGGGUGGUGGUGGAGGCAUUAAAAAAACAGGUGCACAUGGUGUUUUGGGAAAUGGUUUACUUGUUAGGGGCUGUAGGGCUGACAGUUAGGCUUGUUGAUCAUUAGGGUUUUUUCCAACCUUAAUGAUUUUGUGAUUCUAGAUAAUCUCUGUUUCCAAUGUGACAAUACUAAUUUACGUCUGUUUCACCUCGAGCCUGAAAAACUAAUGGUAAAGGCACCAGUGACUCCCUGUGAAGACUAAUUAGUAUUUUUAGGUGUAGUAACCUUUGACUGGCCAAUAAAAAUUUCUGUAUUACUGUCAUAUAAUUUAAAUAUAUUAUUUUUAAUCUUUCAGUGAUAGAAAUAAGUACUGAAGGAGAAGGGCUUUCUGUUGCACCCUACAUGUUGAAUUCUGUGGAGCUCAUCUGUUCUUAAACAUCUAUGAUUCAAAGUUUAUACUGGGAUUGGCAAACUUCACCAUAAGUUAAAGUCAAUAGUUUUUUCAUAAUAGCUCAGUAAUAGUAAUUUUAAUAAACUAUAUAUGCAAAUCCAGAAAUUUCUGUGGCAAAUCUGAAAUUUCCCAUGAUAUUCAAAACCAAGUAGAGUAGAUUGUAAAAACUUUUUACAGUACUAAGAUGUAAAUUAUAAUCUCUAAAUCAAUUCGUUAAAUUAUACUUUUUUGUAAAUCUCAAGAUCUUGCUGUUUAAAUGUAAUACUCUGACACACAUGCUUACUUGAAAGUCAAUUUUCAUUAUUUUUUUUUUUUCCUAAAAGUCAUUAUGUAACCAUGGAGGUUGUAGGGGGGGAGAGUUUUAAAGUGCAAUCUGUAACUGCUUAGAAGCCAGAAGGCGUAGAAAAAGAACUUUUCUUUAUUCCCUUCCCCCCACCCUAAUGUCUUAAUUUUAAAUCAGUUCCCUUGUUUUGGGAGCCAUUGCUUAUGGUUUUUGAGCAGCUGGCAAUAAUGCAAAUUGUUCACCAAAAAUCCCCAUUUGAAUUCUGAACAAUUUAAAGAGAUCACGUUAAUUGGGAAGCAAAAGACUUGUUAAGCAAAGAAAAUCCCUGGUUCUUUUAAGUUCUUCCAGCACUGCUGUUGAGUAAUUAAAAGAAGGAUCCUGAUGACCCUACAUUAGGUCAAAAUCCAAAUGAUUUUAUGUUAAGGAAGUGCUCAAUUAGAGAGGUCUCAGAGCCCCAAAUGACUUGGAUUCAUAGUAGCAACUUAUUAAGGGUAAGUGGCACUGGCUAGUUUUCUAUCCAUGACUGAAAUAUUUCAUGUUGCUCUUCAGCAACUUUACUUAUGAAAAGAAGGCAUUUUAGAAAUAAGACCUGUAUUCAUCACUGCUAAUUUGCUAUAAUUUCUGUGCUUCUCCCUAAAGCCACAUUGCAUUUCCAUCACAGACAUCUAAGUGUAUGAUUGUUAUAAUGUCUUUAACAGCCAUAGUGUAGGUAGAAAUAUUAACUUCUCAGGGACUAAUAGGAAAUAGGAAAAUGGAGUUAAUGACCUGAAUACCUAUCUGCAUGAAGGCUUACUUUGCAAAUGGCACCCUAGAAAACUGAUUGUAAUAUGCAUGACCAUUAUGAAUGUUACAAAUAAACAGCUAUGAGAGCUUUCUUUACUCUGUAUUAUUAGGCUACUGAAUGUCAAAGUUGGUUGGAUAAGGAUAAAUGAGUUUUUUUGCUGAUUUGGAUAGCAUGAUUAUUUAUAAUGGUGCUAUCUUCUUAAUUCCUGUGUUUAUUCUUUGUAUAGUUCUCUCUGUAGGCUGGGUGAGUUGGGGGAUACUGGUGUAAUGAGAAAACAUUCUUCUUAAGUGGAAAAGUUUCCAGGGCAGAAGUACUCUAGGAGCAAAAACUUUCACUGCUGAAAAUGUAUUUGUUCUUCAUUAGUUACAGGUACCUAUUUGGGUUGUUGUGUUGGUAACAGUAUUUUGUAGUUCAUUAAUUUUUGAACUUCAUCUUUUUACACACUGCUGUUUCAUUCAGCAGGAGCUGAAUUAGAGACUAUUUUUUAAAAUUUAAAAAAAUGAGUCAGUGCAGGAAACUUUGUAUGUUGACACUUGUCCUGGUGUGUGUAUCUCAACCACAUGACACCUGGAUAAUGCAUAAUUUAUAAACUAAACAUUCUUAUUUUAUUGGAAGAUGUCAUUUAAAAUAUUAUUCUACUUCAUUUAACACAUUAGUAUUUCAUUAAGAUUUAUUUCUUUAAAAAAAAUAUUAAUGCAUACUUGACUCCUUGGAAUACAGCAGACCACUAGGGAAUAAUUAGUGAAGCAAAGGAUGAAACAUAGGAAUUAGGAGAAGCAACACCCAAAAGGUUGAAUUUGAGGAUUAUGUUUGGAAUUACCUGAAUGUGAUGGAAAAUAGUUUUGAGCUGUAUGAAAUGGUGUUGAAUAAUGAAAAUAAAAGCUAGCAAUCCAUUUCAAUAAUUAUGUAGACUGUCUUAAUUAUGUUUUUAUUUUAACAAGUGUUUUAUUGCAUUUCUUGUUAUGCUAUAAUUAAUAGACAAUUAUGCUAUUAUGCAGAUUUUGAGGUAAGCUUCCUUCUAAACUCAGCAUCUCUUAGUUUAAAAUAUCAAGGCCAAAAAGGAAUGGCUGAUGAGAGCUAUACAGUCAUUACAAAACAGUCUUUUCCUGAGCUGGAGGCUGUAAUGUAUGGCUAAUUGUUUCCAAAGAAAAUUCUUGACUUGUCCAGGCAGCUCCUGUCAUGUGAUAGUAUAUCUAAGGACCGGGAGUAAGAUCCAGUUAAGAUAACCUAAGUUCUGGUAAGAUAGACUUUUUUAGUUGUAGCUUUUAUAGAGAAGGGAACUAUUGACAAAUGCUCACUUUUGGAGGGCAGAUAGCAGAUUGUGUAAUGUUUAUGGAAACAUACUUGUUUGUUUGUUUGUUUUGGUAGUUUUUCUGUUACAGUGGCUUGGGUUUGUAUUUUCUUUUUUAAAAUUACAUUUAGAAAAUUUUCAAAGUAGUCACUAUUUUUAGUGAUUCAGUGUUUAAACUGAUUUCAUUGUACCAAUAUAAAUGUCUCAGUCAUCCACUCUAAAUGUUUAUCUCUGAUCCUUCUGUACUUGCAACAGGCUUUCUAAUUUGUUAGGAUAUGCGGUGUUAUACAUACUUGUUUGUCUUCUCAACGAACAGUUUGGUUCAGUGACAUUACGAGGAAUGCAGAGUAGUUCCUGAUGUGAAAAGUGUAACUUGAGUUCUUGUUUUCAGAAAAGACUGAGAAUGGCACUCAGAAUAUGAAACUAAUUGGAAACGUAAAUUUUAAAGAGAAUAGUAAACUACAAAACAGUGCCUAAAUGUUUGUGCUAAAGUAGCCCUGUGUAAUUCAUAUUGCUUUAAAAGAAUUUGCAGGGAAUUGCAUCAACUAUAUGUACUUGGGAAAAACCCGCUAAAUGUACAAAGAAGUGGUAGUAAUUAAGCCACUGAAGGGAUGUUGUCUUUCAAGAAGGCAAACUUAAAAAACAAUUUUUUGGACUAUGUUAGGCAGAAAAUCUGUAAGUAAUAAUUUAACCUAGAACUGGAUAUUAAGGAAGCUGCUCUUUAUAUAAUAGAGACUUGAUAGUAAUUCUGCCUGUUGGGUGUCUCCUCAUGAAGAGUUUAGAAAGAUAGGGUUGCUGUGAUUUCCACUAUUGUAACAUUCCUCUUCAAAUAUUUUAAGUCCAAGUGAAAGGCUGAAAGCCUAGAGGCCAGUACUGUGUUCACGAGGUGUGCAGCUUUGGGAGGAGAAGAUAGGAAGAAAAGGUGAUUUUUUUUAAUUUUUAUAUUUUUAAGGGUGAACAAUUGUAAAUAUGCAUAUUUAAGAGUAUUUAACGGUGUCUGCUAAAUUACUGAAGUUAAUCUAUUGUUGAAUUAUAGAAUAGUAUUUACUACAUCAGGAUUGUUUUUUCCUGACCUGACCCAGAAUUGGAAUGGACUCCAAUAUAAUUUUUUUUAAGCAUUUCUUAAGUUGUAUGUAUUAUAAACUAAUAAAAUAAUUGUUAACCUA
Apus apus (common swift) is the source of this 9128-nucleotide messenger RNA. It is a transcript of the gene CHIC2, whose product is annotated as cysteine rich hydrophobic domain 2. The coding region runs from base 201 to 698 and encodes 165 amino acids. The transcript is spliced from 6 exons. Lineage: Eukaryota; Metazoa; Chordata; Aves; Apodiformes; Apodidae. The record is from RefSeq and is a predicted model, not a curated record.